Messenger RNA from Closterium sp. NIES-65, 540 nucleotides. The record is from the annotation of a GenBank genome assembly. NCBI's taxonomy places the organism in Eukaryota, Viridiplantae, Streptophyta, Zygnematophyceae, Desmidiales, Closteriaceae.
AUGAACACAAAAAAGUGCCCCUCACCUGCGCCAGUGGCCCUCACCUGCGCCAGUGCCCCUCACCUGCGCCAGUGCCCCUCACCUGCGCCAGUGGCCCUCACCUGCGCCAGUGCCCCUCACCUGCGCCAGUGCCCCUCACCUGCGCCAGUGCCCCUCACCUGCGCCAGUGCCCCUCACCUGCGCCAGUGCCCCUCACCUGCGCCAGUGCCCUUCACCUGCGCCAGUGCCCCUCACCUGCGCCAGUGCCCCUCACCUGCGCCAGUGCCCCUCACCUGCGCUAGUGCCCCUCACCUGCGCCAGUGCCCCUCACCUGCGCCAGUGCCCCUCACCUGCGCCAGUGCCCCUCACCUGCGCCAGUGCCCCUCACCUGCGCCUGUGGCCCUCACCUGCGCCAGUGCCCCUCACCUGCGCCAGUGGCCGAUGGAAGCGCCGAAGCCGUGCACCAACACCACGGCGGGCGCGUCCUCUCUCCCCCGCCACCCCUCCUCGCCGCUCUCCUCCGCGCCCUCGCCGCCGGCGCGGGGCGGAAUGUCGCAGUAG